UUGCAGAUCACAUAUCAUAAUCUGGUUGAACGUGUUUAUUGGGUGGGCAUUAAGUUCCUCGACGAAGUUCAUUCAUCAUUGACUAAAGAUCUCUCUGAAUGUGGUAUUCAGGCAAUUGUUGAGGAUGGUAAUGAGGCUUUAGUUUUAAUCAGAAAUGUGGUAACAUGCAUUUUACGCGCUAUUACACAUGCGUUACAAACACAAGAUUUAUUUUUAUUUCCUCACGUAUUAUGGACUAUAUUUGUUGAUUCUGUGCCAUCAUUGAGGCAGUAUUUGAAUGGCGACUGUUAUUCAACAAAGCUGGAGGGUACCAUUAACUUGGAAGUUGCGAAGCAGUUUUUUCUUAUGCGAUAUAAAUUGGAAGAAUUCUUGAAUAAAACGCAUCGGAUUGCAAAGGUUUAUAUGAAGUUACAUGAUGAAUUGAGGCGAUGUAUGACAGUAAACAAUGCGCACACUAAUAUGUACGAGGAAAUCUGCAAUAAAGAAGCCGACUUGAAGAAUCGCUGGAGCGCUCUUGAGGCAGAUGGUGAUCGCGGAAGUUUGAUCAGAGAAGGAAGUAAAGUUUGUGAUGAAUUGUUACACAAAUUUCCUCUGCUGGAGUCUUGUGACCCGUGUUUGUACAGAAAAGCAGUCGAACAGGCCGCGAAAGCUUUUAAUGAGGUUAUUGAUGUGAUUAAAAAGAGUGACGCUACGAUAAAGAAACGGCAAAAGUCACUUGAAGCUGCGCGCUACGCAGUAGAAUUCUUAGAUUACAAAAAAAGCAUCUCUAUGUUACUUACAGUCGAUCUUCAUGAAAUGGAAAGAAUUGUAGGCGUUAAAACUUUCAACAUAAAUCGUCUUACAGCUCAAUUUGAACGAGCGAAGAAAAUUCGAGAGCGAGUUGAAUGCAGUUUAUCUGAGGCAAUCCUAAGGAACGAGAAGAUGCAGCAGCGAUUGGAAGAAGGGUUUAAUGUUGUGGAAAUAGAUCCGGUAAAUCUUCAGAAGGAAGUAGACAGUUUUUCCGUCGCUCUUAAUGGAUUUCGCACUCACGCUGAUGAAAUAUUUAGUGUAUCGGUGCAAGCUGUAGAGGCACGCAAAGCAGUGGAUAAGGCUUAUGAUUGGGCUCUUUUAUUCGCUAAAAAGGGGGACAAUCAAGCAGAAGUAGACGGGCUAGUUUCGUCAUUUCCUAUGGGGUCGUUGAAAGUACUGAAGCGUAGUUUGGCAAAAGGAACUUUAGAAGAAGGAGUUUCAAAAGAGGUGGUUAGUCUGAUGGAUGACAUUGUGGCCUCCGUGCGUAAAAUUUCUGGAGAUUCAAAUUUGGGACCGGAACUUGAAAACUGGUCCUCUCUUGACAGUAGGGAGAGUAGACUUGAGUUUGCCCAAAGUGAAGCAGCGUUGAACGUUAAAGAUUUGUCUCGAAAGCAGUCGUCUGUUUCAAUGAAUGAGAAAGGCAACGGCCAACAGGCUUUUGGUUCUAACGGAGAAAGUGCUACUACAGACCUUCAGUUGGGCUUAGAGGAUAGGCUGUCUUUACUGUUCAACUCAGCCAGCUUGUCAUCUUCGUUUACAUCGUUGCCGUCUUCAAAUAAUCAUUCUGCGGCGUCAUUGAUCUCACCAAAUAAUGAUCAUUGCGUUGAUAUGUUAUUGCCUUUCGAGCAGCCGUGUUAUCCGCGACCUUUGACAACUGGCGUAGCCGACUUUCCCAAUUCAUCUGAGACCAAGUUAGUAUUGUCGACAGCUUUAGGAAUCUCAACUGCUUCAGAUGCUACAGAUGCAUCACACUCUUCUGCGAUCUCUCCAGUUUCUGAAAAUGGUCCGGUUAGGGGAUUGUCGAGCUCGAUUAGUUCACUUUCGGAGCGCGUAAGUUCCAAUCAGUUGAAUGGCGUUACUGACGAAAUUGAAGGAGAUUCAAAUUCGGAUAUUUUUGAAGCCAGAUGUUCUAGUCCAGCUCCAACGCAAUAUGAAAUUCCAAUAUCAAAAUCUAAUGGAUCAGACUAUGACGGAGCAGAGGAAAUGAGUUGUGAUGAGGAAAGUGGAAUACGGUGGCGGCGUAAUUCGUGGUCCUCUUUGCCCAGAGUCGACGAGCGGUUAAGCAUUGAUGAGUGUGCAAUUGGGGGGGCACCUUUAACGCUUGAUUUGACUGAUAAGGUCAUCACUUGUAUGUCAUCUAAUACUCUGAUCAAAAGGUUGGGACAGCGGCGUUCGGUUAGUGGAUUUCCUUCGCGACUGCCAAAUCCAUUUCUUGUCAAUGGUGGUGCCCGUCCUGGUUCUGCUCGCUUUUCAUCCACUUAUAAAACACGUCCGACUCUUUCUCGAAUAUUUCCGAUUGAUCAGGACAGAUUCUCUGUCGCUAGCUCCUCGCAAACUGUGACUGACGACACGUCUUAUUCAUCGGAGGUCAUCUACUCCAAUGUUCCUUUAACUCAUUCUGUCUUUGAUAUUCCUCUGCGGUCUGAACAAAUUGAGUAUAUUCGUAACGCUUUAAAUCCAUCAAAGACAAGUAAUGCCAAUUUUCGCAUCGAAUGUACAGUUAUUCGCGACUUGUUGGACAGUGAGAUCGAUUAUGUCAAGUCGCUCCGUAGUGUUGUUCAGGAUUUCAUCCCGGAAAUGACUCGUGAUGAUCUGCCUGCAACUUUACGUGGUAAAAAGUCGCAGCUUUUCGGUAACAUUGAAAAGCUGUUUCAGUUUCACGCUCACGUUUUUCUUCCUCAACUGAUAUCGAGACUCAGGUUCCGCCCUACUGAAGAUUCAUUGUCAUUGACAGUAGGCAGCUUAUUUGUCGAGCAUGCUAUGUCAUUCAACUUAUAUUCGCUUUACGCAAAGAAUAAGCCGAAAGCAGAUGCGUUAAUGCGUGAAAGUGGUGGCUCUUUCUUCUCCUCAGUGAAGGGUUCCAAGGAUGUUACGAAUCUGUUAGUUCGUCCAAUUGAAAGAAUAGGCAAAUAUACACUUGCACUUCAGCAGUUACUGAACGCAGCUUCACCCAAUAGGAUGGAGAUUUUGGAAGUUUUGCAUAAAGCUGUGAAUGUUGUUAGUUUCCAAAUCCGUCAUGGGGCAAAUCUCCUAGCAAUGGAGAGGAUAACCGGAUGUGAUUUAAACCUUCGAGAGCAAGGUGCUUUGCUGAGAAAUGACACGAUGUGUGUUACUGAGAAACGUGGCUUGUAUGCGAAGAAGAGGAUGCGUAGCGUUUUUUUAUUCACAAAUUCUGUCGUAAUAACGAAGCCUCGUCUUCGCAAGGAUCACUUAGGAAGGUCUUACGAUGAGUUGAGAUAUAAAGCCAGUAUUCAGGUGAUUAUGCAUUGUGGGCUUACCGAAAUGGUGAAAACGUCGAAAACCAAAUUUGAACUUUGGUUCCGCAAACAAACUGCUUCUUUCACCUACGUCAUGGAGACUCAGUCUCCUUGUAUCCGUGAUUUAUGGGUCCACGAUAUCCGCAGUCUCUUGUGGAAGCAAGCGAUUAAAAGUCGAGAGGAUAGUUUACUUGAGAAAGCAAAUAUGGGAAUUGGAAGUCUUCCUGCUUCUAUUUUUCCUUUAGCUCCGCUUCCGACGUCAGUGGUAUUACGGAAUCGUGAUUGGGGAGAUGGCUCACGACGUCCUUGUUCACUUAUAUCUUUAACUGCUUCUUCUUGCUCCAGCUCUAACAAUGUUAUACUUCGUGGGUCUAGUGCGCAUGGCUAUGGAACUGGCGAAGUUAUCGCGAGCGAUCUUGGAAGGCUUGAGGAGAUUGAAGAGUGUGAUAUUCAUACAAAAGAUUACUCUUGUUCACUUCCACGAUAUAAUGCUCCUCCUCCUCCUGAAGUUUGA
Enterobius vermicularis (human pinworm) is the source of this 3780-nucleotide messenger RNA. NCBI's taxonomy places the organism in Eukaryota, Metazoa, Nematoda, Chromadorea, Rhabditida, Oxyuridae. The record is from the annotation of a GenBank genome assembly.